Elephantulus edwardii (Cape elephant shrew) is the source of this 2085-nucleotide messenger RNA. It is a transcript of the gene FGD2, whose product is annotated as FYVE, RhoGEF and PH domain containing 2. NCBI's taxonomy places the organism in Eukaryota, Metazoa, Chordata, Mammalia, Macroscelidea, Macroscelididae. The record is from RefSeq and is a predicted model, not a curated record. The transcript has 16 exons. Gene Ontology annotation, biological process: cytoskeleton organization; filopodium assembly. Gene Ontology annotation, cellular component: cytoplasm. Bases 1 to 1968 code for a protein of 655 amino acids. Gene Ontology annotation, molecular function: metal ion binding; guanyl-nucleotide exchange factor activity.
AUGGAGUGGGCGAGUGAGGAGAAGCUGGCUUCUGUGUCCAGCUUGGUGACUGUGUUUGAGAACAACAGGGUGUUGGCAGCAGGACCCAGAGCUCACAGGCCUGAGGAGGAUGAGCAUCAUAACCUUGGGUACAGAGCUUCUCAGGCCCCAGGGUCGCAGGAGAAACCCAGCCUCGGGGAGGCCCAGGAGCCUGGGCCCAGGACAGUCAGCAGGAGGUACCUGAGCUCCCUGAAGAACAAGCUGCCCAGUGGGGCCUGGAGGAAGUCCUGCCUACCAGACACUGACCCUGGGUCGGGGACGCAGGAGCCUGAGAAGAGGAUUGUCCAGGAGCUGCUGGAGACGGAGCGGGCCUAUGUGGCACGCCUCCACCUGCUGGACCAGGUCUUCUUCCAGGAGCUGCUGAAGGAGGCCCGCAGCAGCAAGGCCUUCCCUGAGGACGUGGUCAGGCUCAUCUUCUCCAACAUCUCCUCCAUCUACCAGUUCCAUUCGCAGUUCUUCCUCCCAGAGCUGCAGCGGCGGCUGGAUGACUGGACAGCCACACCCCGCAUUGGCGAUGUGAUCCAGAAACUGGCCCCCUUCCUGAAGAUGUACAGUGAGUAUGUCAAGAACUUUGAGCGGGCUGCUGAGCUGCUGGCCACCUGGACUGACAAGUCCCUGCCUUUCCAGGAGGUGAUAGCUCGAAUCCAGAACAGCGAGGCCUCGGGCAGCCUGACCCUGCAGCACCACAUGCUGGAGCCUGUGCAGAGGAUCCCACGCUAUGAGCUGCUGCUCAAGGACUAUGUCCAGAAGCUGCCUGACCAAUCCCCCGACCGGAACGAUGCCCAGAAAGCGCUUGACAUGAUCUUCUCGGCCGCUCAGCACUCCAACGCAGCCAUCAAAGAGAUGGAGCGGCUGCAGGACCUGUGGGAGGUGUACCAGCGCCUGGGCCUUGAGGACGACAUAGUAGACCCCUCCAACACCCUGCUCCGAGAAGGCCCGGUCCUCAAGAUCUCCUUCCGCCGCAGCGGCGCCAUAGAACGCUACCUGUUCCUGUUCAACAACAUGCUGCUGUACUGCGUGCCCAGGGUCAUCCAGGUGGGGGCCCACUUCCACGUGAGGACCCGCAUCGACGUGGCUGGGAUGAAGGUGCGGGAGCUGAGCGAUGCCGAGUUCCCCCAUGCCUUCCUGGUGUCUGGGAAGCAGCGUACCCUGGAACUGCAAGCCCGGUCCCAGGAGGAAAUGGUUUCCUGGAUGCAGGCCUGCCAAGCAGCCAUUGACCAAAUUGAGAAGCGUAAUGAGACCUUCAAGGCUGCGGUGCAGGGCCCUGAGGGAGACACGCAGGAGCAGGAGCUGCAGUCAGAGGAGCUGGGCCUCCGGGCCCCUCAGUGGGUGCGGGACAAGAUGGUGACCAUGUGCAUGCGCUGCCAGGAGCCCUUCAACGCCCUGACGCGCCGUCGCCACCACUGCAGGGCCUGUGGUUAUGUGGUUUGUGCCAGGUGCUCUGACUACCGGGCUGAGCUGAAAUAUGACGACAACAGACCCAAUCGUGUCUGCUGUGACUGCUAUGUGUUCCUGACCGGAAGUGUGCUCCCCAAGGACAAGGAGGACAGGAAGCGGGGCAUCCUGGAGAAAGAAUCUGUGCUGGGCUCCGAGCACAGCGUGAUAUGCAGCUUCCUGCAGCUCCUUGGGGACAGAUGGGGCAGGAGCAGCCCCCGGGGCUGGUGCGUGAUCCCCUGGGAUGACCCCCUUGUUCUCUACAUCUACGCUGCCCCUCAGGACAUCCGGGCACACACCUCCAUCCCCCUGCUGGGCUACCAAGUGGUCUCUGGGCCCCAGGCAGACCCCAGAAUCUUCCAGCUGCAACAGUCAGGCCAGCUGUACGCGUUCAAGGCUGAGACCAAGGAGCUGAGGGACCGCUGGGUGAAGGCCAUGGAGCGCGCGGCCAGUGGCCAGAGCCCCGGGGAACCUGACGAUGACCUGUCUGACUGAGACACUGCUGGCCUCAUGCCCGCCCACCUCCACCUAACUGUCCCCCACUCUGAGCCCGGCCCCUGCUCUUGCUGACCCUCCCGUGUCUGUCACCCACCACCCCAAGCUUGUGCUUUC